UGUGUGCGUGUGUGCGUAAGAUGUGUGUGCGUGUCUUGAGAGUCCCAGCAAACUGUCGUCAUACGUAAUUCCAAAUCUGACGUCGUUUUACCAAACUUUACGUCACGUUGCGAAGACGUCAUGUCUGCUGUCACUCUGAAAGGCGCAGACGGCACAACUUGCUCAGUACGCCAUAGCUAGCGAAGCAAGUUUGUGAGGGUCCAAAGAAUCGUUUGGCUGAAGCAGACUUCACUGAGGAUUUGAUUGGAAAUCGACGAAGAUUUUGUCUGUGCUUCGUGCAAAAUGUCCAAUCAGAGGGAAGACUUCAUUCACGGGAGUACACAAUCUAAAAAGAGUUCAGUUCUACCCGAGAACACUAGUGGCGCGGAGUGUCAAGCUUCUGAUGCUACAGAAACUGUCCUCAGAAGUGACGACGCGUCCCAAAACGCGGUAGUGAGUUCCACUGUUGACAUCGGCGAAAGUCAGAGUCGCAACAACGACACACGUCAGCCGGCGCACGGUUCAUGCUUGCGGUAUUUCAUCAGAGAUGAAAGUCACAUGGCUGACGACAUUCCAAGCGCCGAAAAGCACCUAGGUCUGAGCGAGAUCCUGGAGUCCAGCAGGCUGGAGCUGGGGCCGGCAGAUACCUGCCACGACCUCAGCAUCUCCAGCAACACGUCGGCGCUGCUUUUUCAGUCGGCCGCUUCCGAGAAGGACAACGAGGAGACUGUCCACGACGAGGAGGCGAUCAACACUAUCACGCUGACAGCGGAAGAAAUGGAGAAGCUGAACACCAACCAUCGCAUCGAGAUCUUGACACGGUCUCCGGGAGGCACUGACCAGAAGCUCUUCUUUGUUCUCGAUGAGAAGGACACGUCUGGCAUAUUAUGCGAGGAGAUACAACAUUCAUCGGAAAGCGACCCUUUGGCGGUCCAGACCUCGAUCGGGGAAAACUACGAAGGCGUUAUGAUUCAAAGGAGUCUGGCUGGUGCCAACAGGAGAUCCGAGACUGAAGGUGGAAGUACAGAAACAGGCAGCAAGGUGGCGAAGCAUGUCAGCGCAUUCACCAGAAUAGGUACUCCCGUGUCGGUCCCUGCAAAUCACGACUUGGAAAGACCAGCCGCAGACCAUCCACAGAACUCGAACCUCGUGCACAGGGUGCAGGGCUACGCGCAUGAAGUCAACGACGCCUCCGAAAUGCCAUUUUAUCCUGCCGCAGACGAAGCUCUGUGCGCCGAGCAAAUGUCGUUCUCAAAGAGGCAUUCUUCGUUCAAGACUGGUGCAAGCAGUAGCAUUAUGUUAGAGAGCCGCCAUUACGAGCCGCCGUCGGCAGAGCGAAGCCGCAACGGAGACACGUCGCAAAAAAUCAUCGUCGCCGAACACUGGAACUCUCGAUUAAAUCACCACCCAGCUCACGAAGAUGAAGAUAUUUUGAACUUGGACACUUUGAACACUUUUCCACACGCUAGGCCUUACGUAUCUGGCUUUGCGGAACCCCCAAAUCCAGCAUUAUUUUCAAGGGCGCGUUCUGGCUCUGAUUACGCGUCAGAAACCAGCGGGUCUUUCCACGCUGACUUGUCCACCUUUUACCAGUCGGACGAAGAUCUCGGUAGAUCAAAGUUCUUCAGUAGUAGAAGAGACAGCUCAAGGUUUCAGCAGUAUGUUCACAACAGGCAUGUUGCUUACUCGGACAUUUAUUACCCUGUGGCUGACACUGGGUAUGACUACCUCCAGCCCGAAGCUGGUCCAGUCAGUUGUGACGACACCAGGUACCAGUACCCGCUGCUGCUUUCUUCCAGAGCUGAGGGGAAUGUUAACGCGAUUGUGGUGGGGAACGGAAUGCAGUCCUUCUGCCGGGAGGACAUUCGUCCCCGAUAUCCCCCAGAUGUCAAACUGGUGCCGCUGUCAUACGGCAAGGACUCGAACCUGUAUCCUGAGUCUGGUGAGAAUUUCCACGACGCAGCUGCUCUUGAGUCAGCUACAUACAUGUAUGUGCGUCCUAUGAGAGGGAGAGGCUUGAGGGGUCAAGGACCUCGGGCCAGAACCAGGGGGAGGAGAAGUACCGCGGGACGGCAGUACCUACAACACCGACUACUGUGGGCACGCUACACUGGCCGCUCCCCGGAGGCACUCAGCCGUGUUCUUCAGACCAUUCAGGACCGCUGUGGUAUUCGCCCCACUAACCAGAGUACGUCCUUGAACUGGGACGGAAUAAACCAAGAGACGGCAGCUCAUUACCCCGUCCAUCAUCUCGAAGCUGUACCCACGCGUGGACAACAAGACUUCGUAGGGGAGAAUGAGCGGCCAGCUAGAGUGCCUCUCCCGGAGUCCACCACCGGAUUCUUGAAGCCAGCAAGCAUCCAGGGUGUGUUGUACCACCGCGAACGGCCACUCAGCGCGAAUGUCACUUCUGGCGAGAAAGAUGUGGAAGAAGGCUACAGCCCGAGGCAUGAAGGCGCCGGCAGCAACUCAUUAGAAAAGAAGAGGAACGAAGGAUCCAUGGCAAGAGAAAACCUUAGCAUUAACUCGCCACAAGUUCCGAGCAACAAGCGCCUGCCCGCUAACACAGGCGGGAUAAUACAAGAAAAUUUGUCGGCAAUGGGAUCGGUUAGGAAGGAUGAAGCCGGGGAGACUAUCGCCGUGACAGAGAUGACCAACGCUGGUGACGCGUUCAUAUCCACCAAGUUCGCUGCGCUGAACAACGCCAGAGAACGGAAGAGGGAAGAAAACCAUCGACUCGCUGGCGACAAUGCGGUCGUUGCCGACAUUGCGCCAGUUUCUCAGACUAAACACGCUGACGACAAGGUAGACAAGGAGAGUGCAGGUGACCACAGAAACACCCCUGGUCAGGGUAAAUCAAACGGCGAAGCUAGCUGCACACUUACCGCUGAUGACUCAAACACUGUGGAUGAAGAUGGUGCACACACUGAGAGUGAGGCCACAAACAGUGUUGAAGACCGUUUAGACUCGAGCGUGGGCGAGAUUGCAAAGUUCGGAGCCACGGAUAAAGAAGACAGCGCCACGUUAGAUGACAAAGCCGUGCCAAGCAAAGAGGAUGCAAGAAAUACACGUGACCUCCCAUGGGGAGAAAACACCGCAGCCGAGAAAAUGGAGACUUCCAGUCAUGGCUUCGGAGUGGACAGCUGCCAGAAGAAGAGAAGGUGCGGUUCUGGCACUGAGAAUCUGGCUUUCGGUACAAAUGAUGAUCAUUCCAGUCUGGACACGACGGAAGCAAACAGCAAAGAAAACCGAAGGGCAGUUGGCGUCGCUGUCACCGGCGCAGCUGAGGCUGAGGACAUGAGAACCCCUCAGUACGUCAAGGAUGAGAAGCCUGACGAGCAGCUGGGAAUCCCUCCCACUCCGUCCAAAAAACUUAGGUUUGGUAACCGUGUUCACAGCACUGAAACAGACUGGAGGAAAGGAAACAAAACAUCUUAUCCCACGCUGCCCGAUGACAAGCAAAGAGAUAUUUCCGCAUCUUGCUUCCAAAUCGAACAGGAGCGUGUCUCAAAAAUUAAUGAUAGACAUUCCAUCGCUGAGCCUGUUAUAGGUACCGAGGGGUCUGAGGCGUUAGUGAAGGUGGUCUGCGAAUCUAAAGUGUCCUUCGGCAGCUUCGAGGAAAAAGCGAGCAAAAAUGUCGACAAGAAGAAUCGAGACGUCCACCCGGCCAGCGCGCAACAGAAGAAGAAGCAUGUGAGACGGUCGCUGUUUCCCUCCCCGGUCAAAGAAAGUCGCUUUGGUGGAGGAGUAACUCAGCAGGAGGAAAACAACCACGAUAAUUUGGCGGAUGCGACAAGGAAUGGGAAGCAAGCAGCGACGCCAGUGACUGUGGAUGCCGGACAAGAGGUAGCAAACCUCAGUGGCGACACCUAUCCCUCUGUCUCGCAGUUUCUGCAGGCGGCAGCGACCGGUGGCAUCAACAUCAACAUCCACGUCAGCAAUGACGUCAUCAAAGAGCCACCAGCGCGAGGCAGUCGGGAGGAUUCGCACGUGGGCAAAAGCGGACCAGGAAAGCGUAGCUUUUUGAUAGGAAAACGCCCUGGAGGUGAACAGAACGCAGACGAACUGCAAUCACGCGAACGGCCUGCAAAGCGGCCUCAUUAUUCAGAGGCUUGGCUGGGACAGUGCGGCCAGAAUCAGGUAGCAUCAGAUCUGGCGCAUCUGCAGGUCCAGGCAGGUCAACAAACAGACGGCAGGAACAUUGCUGCCUUCGGAAGCAGGUUCGUCGACUUCAGUAGCGACGGACUUGGUGGAUCUGAACUUCAGAGUCCGAGUUAUCCGUCUUCGACGCCUGAUGCGUUGGACACCUACUACACAUCCGGUUACAUCCAGCAGUACGCCUGGCCCCUGUAUGCCAGCGCACAAGCCGCCACAUCGCGGCACCCGCCAGUGUUUGAGAGGUCGGACCCUUUCUCACCCUGCGCACCUUCUCCGCAACGCCCCCAGCAUGCGCCCUUUCACGAGGUCAUCUCCGACCAAUAUCUCCUGGCGCUGGAGAGUGCAGUGAGGGCCAGCCAGGAGCUGGAGAACAAGGACUUGAGCGUUAAGCUCAACGCCCCACGAAAGACGCGAAGAGCCGUAGGAGGACAGGACAACGAGCGGGACUUCCUGGUGGUGGAGACGCGCAAGCAUCGAUGGUUCCUUGGGGAUUCCCCGCUGCGGGCAUAUCCCCCAUAUCCGGGUGGGGAGGCCAACACCUUCUAUGUCUCGCCUGACACGGCGCACAAGCUGCAGAACCUGCAGCCUUACGGUGACAUGUAUCCACACCAUAUCAUUAAGAGCGAUGGUUUUAUUGGUGCCGGGCAGUGCCCUGACUAUGGGUCCAGCGGUGUUCUGGGAGCGCAGCAGCAGCACCACCACCCGCAUGCCCACGAAGCCAUGUUCGCCGAAGAUCGACGUGGCUUGGACUACAAGAAAUGGCAGGAAAGCAGAAACACGAGCUUGAGCUACGUGGGUAACAGCCAGCACCACGCCAACGGCAGGUAUGUCCCAGCCGAGUACGCCAGCAUCCCCCAGGCCAGCUUGAUGAGAAGCGGCGGGGGUCAUGGGGGCUUAGCUUACGUUGAUAACCAGAGCGACGGGACUCGAUUGAAGGUAUGGCACAGACUAGGCCAGUCGGAUUCGUCAGGGAGUUUUGCAGUGUCGGAACAGCCUGCCGAUUCUCUCCCGAGCAAGCAGGUAUCACUGCUGGACAAAGCCAGGUUCAGAUCUUGAAGACAGGGUGCCAAAAAGUGAAUGUCGAAUCUCUAAUGAGCCCAGUGAAAAUCUUAAGAAAGCAGAGUCGAAAGGGCUCACAAAUCCUUAGACAUAUUGUUACAGGUCCUGAGUGGAAAGAAAUGUUUUUUUAAAAAUUAAUGUAAUCACCGGUUUGACUUAUCUUCUUCCUAAUUUACUGCUUUAGUCCGGAGUUUGCUAGUUUUCAAACACUGCUUCACAGAUUUAUUACAAAAGUUUAGUUCAGACGAUCCUUGUUAAAAGAUGAUUAAAAUUGUACUCUUGCAAGUAACUAAAAUAUGCCUCAAUAGAAAAAACAAUGGUGUAUCAACCUGCAGUUAAACAGGAUUCAACUUUUGACGAAUGUCGUGGAUACAGAUUUAUUUGCAUAUCACACUGAAAGGUCAAGCGAACAAGUUGCUCAUGUCAUCUGAUGAUCGUGAUCUGUCUGUGGCGUAAUUUUCCAACCUCCAUUUUGCACACGAGGCUUACAAUUUUUGUCUUCAACAAACGUGGAAGUAUUUUCAUAUCCUCAUCGCAAAUUGAGAGUUAACAGCAUGAUUUCCUGAAUUCGUUUUAAAUUUCUGCUUUUAAAAAGUUAAAUGUAUUGAUUCAAUAAACUUAUUAUAACAGACAAUGCAUGUCUUGCUUACAUGUUUUAAACAAAACUCUUUUCAGAAAAAAAUUAUGCCAUCAUCCCUUUUGUUACACCAAACACUGCUUUCAGAUACACUUCUAAAUAUAUUUCCUGCUUAACAACCAACCUAGAGUUCAUAAGUAUUAGCACAAAGUUAAUUUAUUCAGAACAGUAUGCCAUAAUCUGAGAUGCUUUUCUCCUUCAAAAAUAUCAAAAUUUGGUUAAUUUAUAAUGCUAAUAGACAUAGACUUACGCAAUACACAAAGACGAUCUCCUGGGCUACACAGUCGGAUCACAUGACCCCAACACUCACAUAGCAGGACUGGAUGUUUCUUUCCCAAUAAUCCACGAUGUCAGCCAGACUCCCAAACAGUACAUUUCUGGACUGUCCGUUUUUCACACAGCACUCCAGAUAAUCCUAGGCACUACAAAAUCAAACUAUUGUAGGAAAUAUUAACUCAUAAGUAGGAUCCAUAGAGGAAAUUGCGAAAUUUUUUGUGGAUUUAUUUUCAUAAAGCAAUAAAAGUAAAGGAAAAGCAGAUGAAUUAGCUAGGAUUUGCAAUAAAACAAAACCCUAACCUUAACAUCAAUUUCAACAUUUCUAUUUCUCCAGCAGAAAGAAAGGUAACCAUUAAACCAGAGGU
Messenger RNA from Pomacea canaliculata, 6474 nucleotides. RefSeq lists its product as uncharacterized. The transcript is spliced from 9 exons. The record is from RefSeq and is a predicted model, not a curated record. The coding region runs from base 283 to 5193 and encodes 1636 amino acids. Lineage: Eukaryota; Metazoa; Mollusca; Gastropoda; Architaenioglossa; Ampullariidae.